Messenger RNA from Dichotomopilus funicola, 1269 nucleotides. Its product is annotated as pyridoxal phosphate-dependent transferase. Bases 1 to 1269 code for a protein of 422 amino acids. Gene Ontology annotation, molecular function: carbon-sulfur lyase activity; pyridoxal phosphate binding. NCBI's taxonomy places the organism in Eukaryota, Fungi, Ascomycota, Sordariomycetes, Sordariales, Chaetomiaceae. The transcript is spliced from 2 exons. Gene Ontology annotation, cellular component: cytoplasm. The record is from RefSeq and is a predicted model, not a curated record. Gene Ontology annotation, biological process: transsulfuration.
AUGGUCUCGCCCGAGAAGAAAGCCGAGGGCGCCACGGCGAACCAGCUCACCGAGGCCUUUGGGAGAGAGCUCUCGUUGGCCUCGCGCUCCGUCCAUGCUGAUGACUAUACUAACUCGCAUACGGCCGUGGCUCCCCCAAUGCACGUAUCGACCACAUUCCGCUACUCGGAGAACCCCGACGAGUUAGUAGCAUGGUCAGAUGUUGAUCCCCAAGAUAUAGAUGACUUCUUUAUCUACUCCCGUGAGAAGUCGCCCAACACGGUCCGCUUUGAGGCCAUUCUCAGCUCGCUUCUCGGCGGCCCAGUCGUGUCCUACGCCUCUGGGCUUGCCGCCUUCCACGCCAUGGUCGUCUUCCUGAACCCCAAGCGGGUAGCCAUCGGUGGCGGUUACCAUGGAUGCCAUGGCAUCCUCAAGCUGUUGAACAAGCUCAACGGCCUCGAACAGCUUGAGCUUGAGAACGACGAGGACUUGGCCAAGCUGCAGCCGGGUGACAUCAUCCACGUCGAAACACCACUGAACCCCACGGGCGAAGCUCGCGAUCUGGCGUACUACCGCAAGAAGGCCGACGAACUGGGCUGCUACCUAACCGUCGACGCGACGUUUGCGCCGCCGCCGCUACAGGAUCCAUUCCGCUAUGGCGUCGACAUCAUCAUGCACAGCGGAACCAAGUACUUUGGCGGGCACAGCGAUAUGCUAAGCGGUGUCCUGGCCAUCCGCCCAGACCGGGCGCCCGGCAAGGACGGAUGGCUGUUUGGCCUGCGCGAAGAACGGCUCGUCAUCGGUGGCGUCUUGGGAAGCUUUGAGGGCUGGCUCGGGGUGCGCAGCCUGCGAACGCUAGAACUGCGCGUGCGGCGGCAGAGCGAGAACACGAAGCACCUGGUCGAAUGGCUGGCAUCUCAAAAGAAGGCCGGCAACAAUCCCGUGUCGGACCUCGUCUACAAGAUCCAGCACUCCUCCCUCCAACCCGAGGCGGCCGAUCCCGACUCGUGGCUGAGCAAGCAGAUGCCCAACGGCCACGGGCCGGUUUUCUCGCUGUGGCUGCAGUCGGAGCAACACGCCAAGCGGCUGCCGAGCAAACUGUUGCUCUUCCACCACGCGACCAGUCUCGGCGGGGUGGAGAGUUUGGUGGAAUGGCGGGCUAUGAGCGACUCGGCGGUCGACAGGAGGCUGGUCCGGGUUAGUGUGGGUGUCGAGGGCUGGGAGGACUUGCGGGAUGAUCUGCUGCGGGGGCUGGAGGCGUUGAGCAAGGAGGUGCCUGUUGCUAAAUAA